Fonsecaea multimorphosa CBS 102226 is the source of this 1566-nucleotide messenger RNA. RefSeq lists its product as uncharacterized. The coding region runs from base 1 to 1566 and encodes 521 amino acids. The transcript is spliced from 5 exons. The record is from RefSeq and is a predicted model, not a curated record. Gene Ontology annotation, molecular function: oxidoreductase activity, acting on paired donors, with incorporation or reduction of molecular oxygen; iron ion binding; monooxygenase activity. Gene Ontology annotation, biological process: ergosterol biosynthetic process. Lineage: Eukaryota; Fungi; Ascomycota; Eurotiomycetes; Chaetothyriales; Herpotrichiellaceae.
AUGUCGGCGGUCAUCACCAAAAUUCUGACUACACUGCUCUGGCUCAUUGUGAUCUCAGUCGUCACCAAUAUUGUCAAGCAGCUGUUGUUCCGAGAUCCUCACAGACCGCCAGUGGUAUGGCAUUGGUUUCCCCUGAUUGGCAGCACCGUCGACUAUGGACAAGACCCAUACGAGUUCUUCUUCAAAUGCCGAGAAAAGUACGGUGACUUCUUCACAUUUGGGCUGCUCGGGAUGAAAGUCACGGUAUACCUGGGGGCAAAGGGCAACAACUUCAUCUUGAAUGGGAAGCUGAAGGAUCUUAACGCCGAAGAAGUAUAUGGUCCAUUAACAGUCCCGGUCUUCGGUCGCGGCGUGGUGUACGACGUGGACAAUGCAAGGUUCAUGGACCAGAAGAGGCUGCUGAAGGAAGGUUUCACAAGUACGAACCUACGCGCAUACGUCCCCCAAUUCAUCAAAGAAACCGAGCAGUACAUCAAUACCAACGCGAUCUUCCAGGGUGAGGGCGGAGUAUGCGAUAUAUCUACCGUGCUCUCCGAGAUUUCCUUGUAUAGCGCAGCAGGCUCACUCCAGGGGAAGGAGGUCAGAGAUUCUUUCGACUCCUCAUUCGCCACUUACUACCGUCAUCUCGACGACGGCUUUGCUCCAAUCAACUUCAUGUUUCCAUGGCUGCCCAUACCUGUCAACCGGAGACGAGAUCGUGCUCAAAAGAUGAUGGCCAAUCUGUAUAUGGACAUUAUCAAGAAACGACGGUCGACUGGGAACGAAGAUGGCAGCCACGAUAUGCUCUGGGCCCUCAUGGACGGCCGGUAUAAAGAGGGCACGCCCCUAGCAGACGAGGAGAUAGCCAAUCUCAUGAUAGCUCUGCUCAUGGGCGGGCAACACAACUCCGCAGCCUCUGGGACCUGGAUCAUGCUUCAUCUCGCCCACCGUCCACAUCUCAUUGAAGAGUUGUACCAAGAGCAGCUCAGUGUCCUGGGUGGUCAGGCCCCGACCUAUGACACGUUGCAGGAACUUACCCUGCAUAACAAUGUCAUCAAGGAAACGCUGCGUCUCCAUAGCCCUAUCCAUUCGAUCAUGCGCAAAGUCAAGCAGCCGAUGCAGAUUCCUGAGACAGACGUCGUCGUUCCUGCAGGCCACAUCUUACUGGCGGCUCCCGGGGUUCCUUCUCGAUGCGAGGAAUUCUUUCCCGAUCCGAUGGCGUGGAACCCGCAUCGAUGGGACAAGCCAGAUGAGGCGGGGCAGCAACAACAAUUGAAUGAGAAAGGCGAGGAUAAUGACACGAUAGAUUACGGAUAUGGAGCUGUCUUGUCGAAGGCGGUCAACAGCCCUUAUCUGCCCUUUGGGGCCGGUCGACAUCGGUGCGUCGGAGAAACUUUUGCCUACGCACAGCUGGGAGCCAUACUUGCGACGUUCGUGAGACUUUUGCAGUGGGAGCAAGUCGAUCCCAUGGCACCGGUGCCUGCCACGGACUAUUCGGAGCUUCAAACCUCCGAGAUUAUGGAAGUACUAACGGAUUUCGCUUCGACAGUCGAUGUUCUCGCGACCAAUGCAUCCAGCUACAGUUAA